AAAUGAAAGGAGUAAACCUGCGACUAUUAAAACUAGGCUUGCGUUAGAUCUGUGAUAUUAAAACUGCGUCGUUUAAAAGACACCCAGAAGAGAAGAUCGUCGUUGAGCUCUCUCUACCCCUACGAUCAAGACUACCAGACACAGAGAGACAAAAAAGAGAGAGCUCUCUGUGCAACACCUCCAACAUCCUUCGAAAGCAAUCCAAUUUAUGGUUUAUCCCCCAAAUCUGUAGCAGCUAAAUGCCGUUCCGAUCUCUACGAUACUUACGUUUACAUCAUUUCCCUUCAGAUCUUUCCGAUUAAUCUCAGUAACGCCGAUCUGAUCAGUGAAUGGCAGGGGCGGUCUCCGCGCUGUUUCUUUUAGACAUAAAGGGGCGUGUUCUUGUAUGGCGCGACUACCGUGGGGAUGUCUCUGCUGUCCAGGCCGAACGCUUCUUCACAAAGCUUAUCGAGAAAGAGGGUGAUCCACAGUCUCAGGAUCCAGUUGUUUACGAUAAUGGAAUCACUUACAUGUAUAUACAACACAGCAAUGUUUUCCUAAUGACAGCAACGAGACAGAACUGCAAUGCUGCCAGCCUUCUUUCUUUUCUACACCGAGUGGUUGAUGUUUUUAAGCAUUAUUUCGAAGAGUUAGAGGAGGAGUCACUUAGGGAUAACUUUGUUGUAGUGUAUGAGUUACUCGAUGAAAUGAUGGACUUUGGUUAUCCUCAAUACACUGAAGCUAGAAUUCUUAGCGAAUUUAUUAAGACGGAUGCAUACAGAAUGGAGGUCACCCAGAGGCCUCCCAUGGCUGUGACAAAUGCAGUGUCCUGGCGAAGUGAAGGGAUACAUUACAAGAAGAAUGAAGUUUUCUUGGACGUGGUUGAGAGUGUUAAUAUACUUGUUAACAGCAAUGGACAAAUUAUUCGGUCUGAUGUUGUUGGGGCAUUGAAGAUGAGGACUUAUUUGAGUGGUAUGCCUGAGUGUAAGCUUGGCUUGAAUGACAGAGUACUUUUAGAGGCACAAGGUCGAGCAACAAAGGGAAAAUCCAUUGAUUUGGAGGACAUCAAAUUUCAUCAGUGUGUGCGUUUGGCCCGAUUCGAAAAUGAUCGAACCAUUUCCUUCGUACCACCUGAUGGAGCUUUUGACCUAAUGACAUAUAGACUCAGCACCCAGGUGAAGCCUUUGAUUUGGGUGGAAGCUCAAGUUGAAAGGCAUUCUAGAAGCCGUGUUGAGAUCAUGGUAAAGGCUCGGAGUCAGUUCAAGGAGCGUAGCACUGCAACAAAUGUAGAGAUUGAGUUGCCUGUGCCAUCUGAUGCUUCUAGCCCUAAUAUUCGGACAUCACUGGGAUCUGCGUCAUAUGCACCUGAGAAGGACGCUUUGUUGUGGAAAAUAAAAUCUUUUCCUGGUGGCAAGGAGUAUAUGUUGAGGGCAGAGUUCAGUCUUCCUAGUAUAACAGCUGAAGAAGCAGUUCCCGAGAGAAAAGCCCCUAUACGCGUGAAGUUUGAGAUACCCUAUUUUACUGUUUCUGGGAUACAGGUACGGUACCUGAAGAUUAUUGAGAAAAGUGGGUACCAGGCCCUUCCAUGGGUCAGAUACAUAACAAUGGCUGGCGAGUAUGAACUGAGGCUUAUAUGAAUGCUGCUCCUAUCUAUUGAACUUUCCAGUCUCUUGGUCUAUGUAUGAACCUACCUGAGGCAUUAGGGCGAAAUUUCUUCAUAUCGAAGAGUCUCAAAAGAAGUAAUUUCCCGGAAGAAUGUUUUGUUUCAAAAGAUGUUCAUUUUCCCCCGUCUCUCGGCCUCAAUUUUUUUGGUUUGUGCAUUAUAAUUGUUUAGUGUUUAAGGUUUGUAAGAUUCGAUGUUUACCUAGAAAGCCUGUUUAUCGACUUUUUCUUACACAACUCAAUAAUCAAUUUUUGUGUAUCAAAACAUUACAGAUCAUGGAUGCUUUGGGAAAACAAAUUUAGCUCUGUC
Messenger RNA from Tripterygium wilfordii, 1951 nucleotides. RefSeq names its product AP-1 complex subunit mu-2-like. Gene Ontology annotation, cellular component: clathrin adaptor complex; cytoplasmic vesicle. Gene Ontology annotation, biological process: intracellular protein transport; vesicle-mediated transport. The record is from RefSeq and is a predicted model, not a curated record. The transcript has 11 exons. NCBI's taxonomy places the organism in Eukaryota, Viridiplantae, Streptophyta, Magnoliopsida, Celastrales, Celastraceae. Bases 330 to 1616 code for a protein of 428 amino acids.